Molecule: messenger RNA, 3067 nt
Organism: Desarmillaria tabescens
Lineage: Eukaryota; Fungi; Basidiomycota; Agaricomycetes; Agaricales; Physalacriaceae
Exons: 5
Coding region: 70-2721 (883 amino acids)
Source: RefSeq, a predicted model, not a curated record
CUCAUUGCUUCUCUUCACCUUCGACGACCAUCACUCUGUCACCUUUCAUUCUCUCUUUUCCCUCUGACGAUGCGGUGGCCAGUCAGCGCCUUGCUUGGGGCCGCCUUCAUCGUUGUCGCUGUCGUCGCUCAGGAUGGUAAUAAUAGCUCGACGUCCUCAAGCUCGACCCAGACAUCUGCUUCGACGUCCCGGUCUUCCUCGUCCGGAUCAUCAUCGGCGGCGUCGUCGUCGGCAUCAGCAUCAGCAUCUUCUGCAUCACUUUCUCUCUCGCUCACAACGAGCUCCAGGACUAUCACGACCUCAACAAGCACUAAUGGCCAAAACUCACAGUAUACGACAGUUGUUCCUACGACCUUUAACGUUACAUAUACCGCUACACCCACCUCUUCUUCAGCGUCAUCUUCUGCUGCGUCAAGCGCUAGCGCCUCGGCUUCAGCCUCAGCAACGCCUAUAACCCUUGAUACCAAACUAGACCCCGCUUUUGGAGUGUUGGGUGCCAUUCUUAUCCUCACCGGUCUUCCUUCUGCUUUCUGGGGCCACAAAAACCGCUGGUCAUCCUUUUUCCUUAUCGGUUUCUAUACCUUGUCGCUCGUCUGCUUCGUCCUGAUCAUCAGGUUUGGUGUCCUCGAAGCCGUGAAUCCUCCCACCGAGACAGUUCGUGGCAUGUUCGUCCUUGCUUGCUCAGUAGCCGGUAUUGCCGGAGGUGCUAUUGCUAUAUUCUUCUGGAAGGCAGCGAGGUACUGCAUUGGUGCAUGGGGUGGUCUGGCAUUCUCUUGGUGGAUACAAUGCUUCCGCAAUGGCGGUCUCAUCAGUUCUGUGGGACUUCGCUGGAUACUCUACAUAGGGUGCGCUGUAAUUGGCUUUGUCCUGUCUACGAUCCCGAAGAUCCACUACCAUAUAGUCCUUAUUUCCACGGCUUUCGUGGGUGCUUCCGCUUUGAUGCUAGGCGUUGAUUGUUAUACUACCGCGGGACUAAAAGAGUUCUAUGUAUGGAAUCUGGGCUUUCGUUCUCUAUUUCCGAAAUUUCAGGACAACGGCAUUCGGUACCCGGUCUCGCAGACGAUUCAGAUCGAGCUUGGCCUGCUUGGGGCGGUGGCGCUCAUGGGGGCGGCUGUGCAGUUGAGAAUUCUCAGCGUGUUGCAACACAAGCUGAAGGAAAUCUCUCAGGAACAACAGAAGCAAAAUGCCGAUGCAGAGCAGAAUGCGGCUGGGCGGUUCAAUGUUGUGCUACGUGAAAGGGCUCAAUGGGAGAAAGAACAUGGGCAUGGACGGGUAGAGAGUGGGUAUUCGAGUAUGCCACUCAUGAAGGAUCAGGACGGGUCGUCUUCACCGGUGACGCCUGAUGGUCGUUCGGUGGAUUACCAGGACGCAGUCAGGCAACGAUACCAAAGCGGUGUAUCAGACUUCAUGACUGCACCCAUCCCAGAAGAUGAACUGCGCCGCGCAACCUCGCGUAGUCUGCAAGGCCCUGGUGCGCUGCCGGCACUUGAUCUAGGUCUUGGAAUCGAGAAUGAUGUACCGACGUCAUUUAUCACAAAGGAUGUCUCUCCCGCCUCCCCCGCUACCGACAAAGUGCCCAAGAAACAGCUGUCGGCCGCACAACUGGAGGCUAUGAAGAAGAAGGAGGAUUUGGUUGCCGAAAUUGAGAACAUUCGGAAAUCAAUCGAGGCACUGAGAGGGGAGACACCUACGACAAGUGCUUCCAACUCAAGGGGACCGAGUAUCAGAGCGUAUGACGCCGCGACUUCCUUAUUGCUUCCUGCUCCGUCACAUUCAAGGCCUCCUCGAGAACCCGCACCGAGAGGCAGGGUACGGUCUCUGGACUAUCUAGGAUCGGAAAUACUUGGGGAAAGUAUAAGUCGGCCGACUAGCGUACCACUCAGGGAUCCAGAUUGGGACGCGUAUGUUCAAGACCGGAAACUACUACAACCUCCGCGAGGCGUCACGCCACCGAUCGGUGUUACAAAAAUACAGAUGUCGCCUGCGGUUGCAGAAGCCCUCAAGGACAGGAAGAGAAGGGAGACUUCGCUUGGAUAUGCGGGACCCAGUGGAAGCGGAGGCGCAACAGAUUCCAGUGAAGACGUUCCGAUAGCAAGGAAAAUGCACCGACGAUCCACUUCUGCAGGUACGAAUGCGUAUCUAUAUCCGCCUGCGCCUCAGCCGGAGCGCGAACCUCCCGUCAUGAUUCUUCCUCCUAAGAAGAUCGUUGCACCAACGCCACAACGCCCAGUCACCACGAGAACGAGAACGUUUGAGGAGUUGGCUGAGAGACAUCGGGAGAAGAUGCGAGAUUUGCAGGGACCUGUGACGAAUGCGAACCGAGAGCAUGCAGAACUCGAAGCCGCGAAAGCUCGGUGGGAAAAGAGUCGGGCGGCUGAGCGGGAGGCAAUGAAGAGGAGGGAGACUGAGCGGGAAAGAGAGCUUCGGAAGCGGCGGGAGGCUGGUGAGAAGGACGGCGAAAAGACGGAGAAGAGGCGCGCCAGCGACGGCCAUAAGAGAAGCCUAAGUGCAGAUCGACUGGCGCAGUUGGGAACCGGAGGAUCUCAUUCGAGGCGGUUAUCCACGAUGAAGGUCGAGGAUUGGCAGCGAUACCAGCAAGAAGUCGCGCCGGAGAACGUCGAGAAGGAGCGCCCUGGUCGGAGAGAGAGCCGGCGACAAAGCGGAGUACCUUUUCCUGAUGACAAGCAUGUCAGAAGGAAAAGUCGCGAACCUCUGAGUUGAGGCGAAAGGUGAUCACGAACCUAUUUUGUUCCUUAUUAUUCUUGGACUUUGAUUUGUCUAGCAUUUUUCACAUUAGUAUUGUAUUUGGGACACCUCCACUCGUUUAGUCGACAAUUUCCAUGGACAUUGAGCACAAGCACUACGCUAGAAUAUUGCAUAUUUCGUCUUUGAUAUUGUUGUAUGAGUCCCAGUUGUAUAUGCCAAUCAGAGAGUGUGUAUAGUAAAUAGAUUCUCUGAUGACUUGAUUUGGGCUGUCCGGUUGCGCCUCAAUUGAUGGGCAGCGGUACACGUACGUGACUUACAAUGGAAGAUUUGAAUGUAAAUGUGUAUCCUGCGAAGUUCUUCU